Molecule: messenger RNA, 711 nt
Organism: Sinocyclocheilus anshuiensis
Lineage: Eukaryota; Metazoa; Chordata; Actinopteri; Cypriniformes; Cyprinidae
Product: lung adenoma susceptibility protein 2-like
Exons: 2
Source: RefSeq, a predicted model, not a curated record
AGCAACAGACAAACGUAAACAAAGUACUGAAGACGAGUUUGAUGGAUGAAGAGCUGAUCUUCCUGAACAUUCCCGUCCGGAACAGAGACUCGGAUCGGCUCAGUAUGACCACUGAUGACCUCCUGGCUCUCCCAAAUGACGGCUCUCUCCCCGUGACCCGCACCUCGGCCCUCCUCUCCCGCUCUGGGAGCUUUCCGUUGGGAUUGAGCUUCAACUCUAGCUCCCGGUCACACUCCCGGUCCAUUAUGGCCCAUAAAAACUCCAUAAGGCGUCCCGUCCCUGUGGAUGAUUUACUGAUGGCUGGUUUGAGGUCACACCGUCAAGCUCCUCCCCCCAACAUCCCGCCAGCCAAUCGGACGCCCAGAUCCAGUCAUCUCCCGCGCUGGAUGACCAGCCAGAAAUCCGACAUGGAUGUUUCCGGGAUGACCAGCGUUCCUGAGCUGAAGUAUCCGGUGUGGCUGAGACAGUGUGAAGAAUCCUCAGAUCAUCCUCUUCCUCCCAGAGUUCCUUCAUGGGUUGGAGAACUGGAAGAGUCCAGUGGAGAACGUCAGUCGGACGCUAAAGGUCAGCGAGGUGUCAAAGGUCACGCAGGAGAGCCGUAUGGAUCCCAGUCCAUCAGUCAGUGCAGUCUGAGAGAUCUGCGUUUACAGUUUGAGCAGAAACUCCAGGCAGCGAAGAGAGGACCGAUUCAUGAAGGACCUCUUUUCAAAG